This is a messenger RNA of Prosopis cineraria, 1476 nucleotides long. RefSeq names its product protein SMALL AUXIN UP-REGULATED RNA 12. The transcript has a single exon. The record is from RefSeq and is a predicted model, not a curated record. Lineage: Eukaryota; Viridiplantae; Streptophyta; Magnoliopsida; Fabales; Fabaceae. Gene Ontology annotation, biological process: response to auxin. Bases 127 to 603 code for a protein of 158 amino acids.
CUAUGGAGAAAACAGCAGACAAGCGAAAGUCCAGUGGGGUUGGAACUUGCGUUCCAUUGUCAAUAGUUUCUCCUAUAAACAGUUAGACUUAGACACUCGCGGUCUGCUCCUUGCCCCCACAUCCACAUGCCUUUGUUUCUUACACUUUCCUCUCUUCCUCAUCCACCCAAUCAUAAAUACCUCUCUUCUCUACCCCCUCCUCAAUCGCGCUCGCUCUCUCUCUCUCUCUAUAUAUAUAUAUAUCUCCCUCCCCGCCAAGAACAUUCAAAGCUCAAGAAAUUGCCAUUCAUGGCCAUCAAAAAAGCCAACAAGCUACCGCAGCCAGUUGUGCUGAAGCAAAUCCUCAAGAGAUGCUCGAGUUUUGGAAAGAAGCAGGGGUAUCAUGAAGUGGGUCUUCCUGAUGAUGUUCCAAAAGGCCACUUUGCUGUCUAUGUUGGGGAAAACAGAACCAGAUACAUCAUCCCCAUUUCGUGGUUGGCUCACCCGCAGUUUCAAACACUGCUCCGGAGAGCUGAGGAGGAGUUUGGCUUCAAUCAUGAUACUGGUCUUACCAUCCCUUGUGAUGAAGUUGCUUUUGAGAACCUCACCUCGAUGAUCAGAUAAAGUGGGAAGGACUCUCCGACACCGUGGAUGUGGUGUUGCUUUACAUCAUGAAUCUCCUUCUCUAGUGCUGGUUCUGACCGGGACAUUGUUAACAAUUUGCCAUAUGGUAUUGUAAUUUGUAUAUAGAUUGACGUCCCUGAAGGUUUUCUUUUCCUCAGAAAUGCCAUUCGUAUACUUCAUGGGCAAUGAUUUAUUUGAGGAUAUGUUUAUUGGUUGGGCAUUCAUCCGCUUUAAUUUCUUUCUUUCUUUCUUUUCCAAGUCCUCUUUUCUGUAACUUGAACAUGAUUACUAAUUUGCUGUUGCUAACAUCACUAUAAGGCUUGGAGAAGUAUUCGACUGACUGAAAGGCUAUGUCUUCGACAGUCAAAUCAAGCAAAAGUAGUUUCUGCUUUGUGUUAAUGAGAAGAUGAGAAAGUAUAAGAAUGGUUUUUUAUAUCUCACAUGUCACAGUUUCUCAAGAGCCAAAAACAACCUAUAUUCAUGUAUUAACUAGCCGUGAUUUUUUGACAGUUACGGAUUUUGUUGUUAAAGGAUGAUGCCAUGGAGGAGCUAAUUCUAAACUGACACAGCCGUUAGUGGAAUUGAAAAUGUUUGAUAAUUGUUUCCAGAUACUUCAUUAGAAGGGUCUUCAAUAUGAAAGAUUAACAUUUUUGUAUUCUUUCGCGAAUCCUCGUACUGCAGAAUUUUUUCAUCAUCCAAAAAAGCGGAAUGUUACUGCAUGGUCUAUAUUUUACUGAUGAUCAGAUGGGAAAUUUGGUGUUGGUGACUUGGUUCAAUGCGUCGCAAUCAGUCAUCUCUUGUGUAUAAUUGAUGAUUCUGUCAUAUCAAUCCCCUAACAUCACGCUUUAAGCUACAAUCAUGGGGAGCGAUAGA